UUACGAAGUAGAGUUUUUGUUUGCAAGUCUAACGGAUGCUGGGGCAUUCCUAAAAGCAAUUGGUCUUUUUGUCCCCCCACUCGCCACAGAGACGGAAGUUACCUUAGCAGCCUUUGCCGCAAGCGGACAGCUCCGACAAACAAAGGGACGCCCUUUCCCAAACCAAGUUCAUUCAUUCGUUCGCUCGCUCACUUGGUCCUUCAUUCAUUCCUGCCGCUUAUAUCAACAGCUUCCCCCUCAUUCACAACACACAGCACCAUCUCAUCCACUUUCACCCACCCGCAUUGUUCUACACAUAAUCCAACAUGGCUCGCCAAAAUCCAGAUGAAAUUGACCUCUUCGAGGACGACUUCGACCCCCGGUCCAACCCGUCCAACCGCUCCUCGUCCAACAAUGAGUUCGAGGUCGCCGAAGACGCCGCCAUGGCCGAAACCCUAGGCUUCACCAGAUUCGGCGGCGUCACCAGGCCCCGCCCCGACGACGACGACGAAGAGGACUCCACACGCGCGUCUAAGAAACGCCGUUUCAACCCGCGCCUCGACGACGCCAUCAUCGCCGCCACCGAGCCCCCGUUCACCGCAUACCGCGCCCAGGCCGGGUCCAAAUCCAACUCGGCCGCCCCACCCCGGGACGAAAUCACCUACUCCGACUCGGACGGCAACGCCACCCCCAACACCUCCACCCCCAACUACAACAACAACAACGCCAACUACAACGACGACUUCACCCUCGACACCACCACCAGGCGCCCAUCCACCACCACCGCCCGCAGGGGUAGCAGCAGAGGAGGCAGCGCCAGCCCGCGCCGGGGCAGCAGCCCCCACCCGCGCAGCCCCAACCCGCACAACCCGCGCAGCCUCCACAACCCGCGUAACAACAACGGCGGCGGCGGCGGCGGAGGAGGAAGGGGCGGCGGAAAAGGAGGACGAGGCGGCAACAGGGGCGGCGGCAAAGGGGGCGGCGCUGCUGCCCAGCACAACCCGCUGUGGUAUGUCGACUACUACGAGACGGGCAGUAAUGAGAACCCGUGGGAGGGCAUGGAGAAGCAUAAGGGCUUGGAGCCGGUGGGGACGUGGUUGACGCGGUUUUGGGAGCGGGGGAGUGCGGAGGGGGAGGUUAAGGGUGGUGGCGAGGAAGUGGUGGGUGCUGAGGAAGUGGUGGAGGGUGUGGAAGUGGAGGGUGUGGAAGUAGAGGGUGUGAAAGGGGCAGAGUUGGUGGAGGUGGUGGAGAGUGAGGGUGUGGAAGGGGGGGAGUUGGAGGUAGUUGAGAGUGAGGGUUUCGAGGUGGAGGAGCUGGAGGCUCUGGUGGAUUUUGAGGAUGUCUAGGGCGUUGCUGCUUAGGCUACCGUUGGUUGAAUAGGUACCUAGGGAGGUUAUCUUGAUGACAGAAAAUCUUGUAUGGGUAUAUUAUUGUCAUAUUAAAAAGAGAAAGGGCCCGAAGAGAAAAGAAGGCGUCACGUGACGGCUCAGGGGUUACUACACAUGACGACCCUCGCAGCCUUCAGGUGGCCCUGUUGGGCUCAACCACGUCACCUGACGGCCUGGACAGCCACAGACUGGGAUGGAGGGC
Molecule: messenger RNA, 1569 nt
Organism: Chaetomium fimeti
Lineage: Eukaryota; Fungi; Ascomycota; Sordariomycetes; Sordariales; Chaetomiaceae
Exons: 1
Coding region: 306-1325 (339 amino acids)
Source: RefSeq, a predicted model, not a curated record